Molecule: messenger RNA, 807 nt
Organism: Didymodactylos carnosus
Lineage: Eukaryota; Metazoa; Rotifera; Eurotatoria; Philodinida; Philodinidae
Source: the annotation of a GenBank genome assembly
AUGACAACCACAUUUAAUGUUUCUGAAGUAGAACCAUGUAUAAAAGAACACUCUCCUGCCAAAUUCGAAGAAGAAUUACAACGAUGGAUGCCAAAACAACAACAACCAUUAUUCCCAACAUUAGAAAAAGAUCCUUCAGUUAAACCGACACAAGAAACUCUCUUGUUUGAGAAUGGUCAAACAAAUUAUCCUUUGAUUGAGCUUGAUCAUCGUGUUAAAAAUGCAUUCAUUGCUACAAUUUACAAAGCCUACUGUGAACAUUAUCGAUUGGAAUUAUCGGUCGAAGAUUUUUGGGUGGCAAUUGCCCAGGGAGUUAGUAUCCAUUUGAAUGAAAAUGUAGAGAAAUUUCGUUCUCUAUUUGUGUCUCAUGGAGGACAGAAAGAAUUGACUUUGGUUGUUGAUUCUCUAAGAAUACCGGAUUCUGAGCGUCCAUCAAUUGGAAACAAAAAUGUACCAGGCGGCCUUCCAGAAGUAACGCUGCGUGGUUCUGCUGAUGACUGGCAGUCAGUGAUUGAUCGUGUAAAUACAUUGAAAGCCUAUUUUGGUGAUUUUCAUUGGUGGUUCGAUUCUAUAUUGCCCCAUUUAGAAAAACUGAAAGAGAGUGCUCAAGGAAAACCGGACAAAGAGUGGUGGUCAAAAAUCUGUCACCAUGAAAGUGUAACACAGAUCGAUUUUCUUCUUGACGACAAUGGUCACAUCACAAAAAUGAAGCUUAUCUCUGGUUUUCUUGGUGUUGCACAAAAUCCUGAAACUAAAGCAUUACGUCCAAGCAUGGGUUGGUUGACAGCAGUGAAACAAGAAUGUUGA